UCAGAUUUUAAUUUGCAUUGGCAAAUCACAAUGUAAAAGUGUCAUGCAACAUUGAUCAUUCAUUUGACUCGAUUUGAUUUUACUGUCAUUAUCCAUCAUAAAGGAAACAAAUGUUUUGCGAGACACAGACACACACGCACACACAAACCAGGGGGCUGGGUGCUCAUGCAAAACGGUGCGGCCAGAUGUGGGAACACGUGGUUUCUUUCUCCAAACAGCCUCGCAGGCUUUUCCAGCACUUCCUCUCAUGCCGCAGCUCUCUCACUCUCCUCUUUUCUUUCUUCCCACACACACCUUGACAAAAACAACUUUUUAACUCCUUUUUCUCGUGUUUGCGCGAAAAAAAAACAGCCUCAUCCUGCAGUUUUGCAGCAUCAAGUUGAUGGUGACGAAUGGAACGGCGCAUGUGAUGUUGUAACUCCUGUGCAAAAAGAAAAAGUGGCUUUUCAGGGAACCGGAGCAAUGCAGUGAGUGGAUGGGAGAUACGACAAAGAAGUACAAUGAAAGACGACUUUGGAGAAGAGGAGGAGGUGCAGUCCUUUGGCUACAAGAGGUUCGGAAUCCAGGAAGGCUCCGAAUGCACCAAGUGUAAAAAUGACUGGGCUCUGCGCGCCGCCAUCGCCUUGCUCUACGUCCUCUGCGCCCUGCUCACCAUCGCCGUGGCCGUCCUCGGUUACAAAGUGGUCCAGAGAAUGGAUAGCGUCGCAGAGGGAAUGCAGAUGUACGGCGGUAAAAUCAACGCCGUGGAGACGGACUUGAAGAAACUUGACUAUCCGACGGGUGAGAAGACGCUCAACGCCACCGGCGACGUGGAGGCGGUUAAAUCGGAUCUGGAGGCGCUGCAGAGCAAGCUGAACGACAUCGCCGUUCGCUCGAGCCGGAGCGGGGACGCGCUGUGUGAAGUUCGGCUGAGCGGCAACGACACGCGGGACGGCCACGCCUCCCUGCGGGCUUUGCUUAAGGGCAACGCCGACUCGCUGCGCGACGUCAACCGGACGUUGGCGUCCUACGGCGGGAUGAUCGGCGACCUCCGGACCGACACGGCCAGACUCCAGUCCGAGAUCCAAGGUCGGGUGGAAGAACGGGGCCGGGCGCUGGUGGGCAUCGGCGCGCUGAAUAUCACCCAAGCCCAGCAGCGCGACGUACUGAGCGCGCUGCAGAAGACGGUGGAGGACGCGGGGCGGGCGGUGCAACGACUCACGAAUGACUAUCAGACUCUCCGGCAGAGCGCCGGACAAACCCGCGCGGACACGGAUCGGCUCAAGGAGAAAGUCCGGAACCUUCAGAUGUUGGCGGCCAACAACUCCGCGUCGGCGCGCUCCAACGGCGACGCUUUGGACGAUUUGGAGGCUCAGCUCGGCACGCUGGCGAGCCGGAUCCGGAACACGUCCGUCCUCGCCGAGGGACUGGAUAGGAACCUGCGGGAACUCAUGGACGAGCGGAGGGACCACGACAACUCCACCUCGUCCGCGUUUGACGAGAUGGAAACGCGGCUGGACAAGCACGAGGCCGACAUUGAGCGCGUGACGGGCAACGUCAGCUUCGCCGCGCAGCUCCUCGGCUCCAUGGGCUCGGACCUCGACGGCCUGAGGCGGUGCGCCGAGACGGUCGCGCGCCACUCCGACGUGCUCCAGGGCUUGAACGACAGCGUGGAAGAGGCCAGGGCCCAGAGCGGGGAGCUGCGCGGCCGGCAGGACCUCUUGACGGCUCGCCUGGACAAAGAAGUCGACGACCUGUCCGCCGUGAUGGAGGAGAUGAAAUUGGUGGACAGCGAGCACUCGCGGCUCAUGGCCAACUUCACCAUCCUGCGGGGUCCGCCGGGUCCGAGGGGCUUCAGGGGAGACAAGGGGCUCCCGGGCCCGGUAGGCCGGCCGGGCCAGAAGGGCGAUAAGGGAGACCAGGGGGCGCCGGGCACGGUCGGACCUAAAGGAGAGAAAGGCGCUCCCGGCCCCCAGGGCGGAACGGGUCCGAAAGGUACCCUCGGCUCCCGGGGCCUCCCCGGGACCAAAGGGUCAAGAGGAACCGGCGGUCGACCCGGAAUCCCCGGAGACAAAGGAGACCCCGGGGCUCAAGGCCUUCCGGGCAGAGACGGACUACCGGGUUCGCCAGGACCGCAAGGACCGCAGGGUCUGAGGGGAGCGGCGGGACCCGCCGGCUUGGAGGGACCGCGUGGGCCCGUCGGACCCAUGGGUCCCGCGGGUCCUCCGGGUUGGCCUCCGGUUGUUUUGAAGCCCACCGCCGCCACGAAACCAUCCCGCGAGCCGCAAAGUGCGGCGACAAGUGCUGCCUCCACUUCUUUAUCGACCGAAAUGAGUAGAAGGCACCUUCAAGUGUCUCCGCAGACACCUGAAAAAUUUGGUGAUGGCUUGGUGAUCAAAGAGCCGCUUCAACGGAAUGAUUUCUUUUUAGGUUGUCCGGCGGAGUUUCGGCCGUUUGGCGGCAGCUGCUAUUACUUCUCCGCCGCCACUCACAAAGUCAACUAUGAUGAGGCCGCCGCCUUUUGCUCCAACGUGGCGGCUCAUUUGAUCGUCAUCGACAACAAUGAGGAACAGGUGUUUGUGAAGAACGCGGUGACGGGCAAAGGCUUCUUCUGGCUGGGCCUGACGGACAGGGAAGAAGAAAACGUGUGGAAGUGGGUGGAUGGAAGCGUACCGCUUUUCAACCAAUGGAAUCCGGGCCAGCCCGAUAACUGGACGCGUGGUCACCAACACGGCGAGGACUGUGCCGGUGCGGUGCAAAAGAUGGAACGUGCGCGCCUACGCGCGCGGAAGGUGACGUCUGUUGCUCCAGCGAUGCCGCUCUUCGCCAGCAACCCAUUCGAUCAAGAUGUUGAGAAAGCAACCAGUGAGAUGAACACAGCAGAGGACUGGGGCCUCAUCUUGGACAUUUGUGACAAGAUAGGACAGUCGCGCAACGGGCCCAAAGAAUGCCUGCGCUCCAUCAUGAGACGAGUGAAUCACAAGGAUCCUCACGUGGCCAUGCAGGCACUCACCCUUCUUGGCGCGUGCGUGUCAAACUGUGGCAAGAUCUUUCAUCUGGAGGUGUGCUCCAGAGAGUUUGCCAGCGAAGUCAGCAACGUCUUGAAUAAGGGUCACCCGAAAGUGUGCGAGAAGCUGAAGGCGCUGAUGGUGGAGUGGGCCGAGGACUUCCGCAGCGACCCCCAACUCAGCCUGAUUUCGGCCAUGAUCAAGAAUCUGCGCGAGCAGGGCGUCGCCUUCCCCGCGGUGGGCUCCCAGGCGGCGGAGCAGGCCAAAGCCAGUCCCGCCUUGGUGGCAAAGGAUCCCGCCGCCUCAAACAAGAAAGAAGAAGAAGACUUGGCCAAAGCCAUCGAGCUGUCGCUGAAGGAGCGGAGGCAGCAGACGCAGACGUCCUUUUCCGGCCUCUACCCCAGCACCUCGGCGCUCACGCACAAGUCGGACGGACGCAAGGUGCGCGCCAUCUACGACUUUGAGGCGGCCGAGGAUAACGAGCUCACCUUCAAGUCGGGAGAAAUCAUCACCAUCCUGGACGACAGCGACCCCAACUGGUGGAAAGGGGAGACCUAUCAGGGGGUGGGCCUCUUCCCCUCCAAUUUUGUCACCGCCGAUCUCACGGCGGAACCUGAAAUGAUGAAGACGGAGAAAAAGACGGUGCAGUUUAGCGAGGACGUUCGGGUGGAGACCAUCGAGCCGGAACAGGAGCCCGUUUUUAUCGACGAGGACAAAAUGGACCAACUGCUGCAGAUGAUUCAGAGUGCCGACCCCACCGACAACCAGUCGGACGGUGUGGAGUUGCUCCAGCUCGAAGGAGCGUGCAAUCAAAUGGGACCCCUCAUUGACCAGAAGCUGGAGGACAUAGAUCGGAAGCACUCUGAGCUGUCGGAGCUCAACGUCAAGGUGAUGGAAGCUCUCUCGCUGUACGCCAAGCUCAUGAACGAAGACCCCGUGUACGCCAUGUACGCCAAGCUGCAGAGUCAGCAGUACUACAUGCAGCAGCCCGUUGCCGCCGCGCAACAGCAGCAGGCGUACCCCGCCGCUCCCGCCUCAAGUUCGUACGGCAUGAGCGCCAGCGGCGUGCCCGCUUACAACGUGCCCGCGGAGCAGCUUCAAGGCCAGACGCCCGCACGCAGCGAGGCCCACCUGUACAUGACUCAGCCCGCCGUCUACGCCGCGCCGGGCGGCCUGCCGUCGGUCGACGCUCACGCCUACCCGCUUCCCGGGACGAGCCCCGCCGCCGUGGCGCAGGCGCUGCCUAACUACGGCGCCCCCUCUGGCCAGACGGCGCCACCUUCCGCGGAGCCGCCGCAAGCCCCCUACUCGGAGAAGGCCUUGCUAUAGGCCGCCGCCCCUCGGUCCCUCCGCAAACGGUCAGCAUAGUAGCGCCGGAUCCGACCUUUCUUUCACGGUGAUCUCGUGACAAUGCUGAAAUCCAAGGUAAAAAUGUCCACACGACGCCCCGUCCGCGCUUCAUUUUCUGCAUCGUAUUUAAUGAAUGAGUACGAGACAUUAUUCCCAAAAGUUCCGUCAAUUGUGAUGCCACGUGCGCUUUCACAAGAACGGCAUCGGUGGUCCCAAAAAGUCAGAAGUCAGGCGAGA
Molecule: messenger RNA, 4574 nt
Organism: Hippocampus zosterae (dwarf seahorse)
Lineage: Eukaryota; Metazoa; Chordata; Actinopteri; Syngnathiformes; Syngnathidae
Product: collectin-12-like
Exons: 24
Coding region: 501-4316 (1271 amino acids)
Biological process (GO): protein transport to vacuole involved in ubiquitin-dependent protein catabolic process via the multivesicular body sorting pathway
Cellular component (GO): ESCRT-0 complex
Molecular function (GO): ubiquitin binding; phosphatidylinositol binding
Source: RefSeq, a predicted model, not a curated record